CUUAAUUCUACUUCCUUACAACGUCUAAUUACCGUAAAUAUGUCUGCCCCAAUCAACAAGGAAAAGGUUCAACAAGAACAAGAAGAGAUCCACAAGAUCAGAAUCACCUUGACUUCCACCAAGGUCAAGCAAUUGGAAAAGGUUUCUGCUAACAUCAUCAACAAUGCUGCCCAAAACAACUUGGUCAAGAAGGGUCCUGUUAGAAUGCCAACCAAGGUCUUGAAGAUCACCACCAGAAAGACCCCUAACGGUGAAGGUUCUAAGACUUGGGACACUUACGAAAUGAGAAUCCACAAGAGAGUCAUUGACUUGCAAGCCCCAGCUUCCACUGUCAAGAGAAUCACUCAAAUCACUGUUGAACCAGGUGUGGAUGUUGAAGUCACCGUUGCUGUCUAAGCGACUGGUGUGGCUCCAACAAACCGUCGAUAGAAUAAUUUGUUUCUUGUAGCGUGGUGCUUGAUGGCGAUGUGGUUUGAUGAGGAGUGAGAAACAUCUUUUGUUUCUCUACAGUGGUGAUAUCAUUUUCAAAUGCUCUAGGCGUGCCGUGUAUUUAUUAUAGCAUGUUGUGAUAAUGCACAGACGUUGCGGUGUUAGCUAUCAGGAUUUGGCGUGAUUGGUUAAGUAUUUAGUUUCAAGGAAUAUCUAUUGGCUUGUAUAUUUACAAUGAUAUAUCGGUACAAACAAAA
Molecule: messenger RNA, 686 nt
Organism: [Candida] anglica
Lineage: Eukaryota; Fungi; Ascomycota; Pichiomycetes; Serinales; Debaryomycetaceae
Source: the annotation of a GenBank genome assembly